Molecule: messenger RNA, 2727 nt
Organism: Drechmeria coniospora
Lineage: Eukaryota; Fungi; Ascomycota; Sordariomycetes; Hypocreales; Ophiocordycipitaceae
Exons: 2
Coding region: 1-2727 (908 amino acids)
Source: RefSeq, a predicted model, not a curated record
AUGGGGUCCGAGUACAAGGUGCACCGGCCGUAUGUGCUGGCAACCCUUCCGCGCCCAUUAGAUCACACCGACGGCAGGAUCGUUGCUCGAGAAGUCUACGGCCAACGAGACGGCCAGAAAAGAAAGAAACGAACAGAGUUGGUUGUCGGUAUCGACGGGGAGACCACCAGUAUUUAUGAUGUGCCGGCGUCGCGACUCAUCACCUCCUACCCGAUCCCGCCCCAAGAGUCCUUCACAUGCCCUCCAUACUCGAUCCGGGUUCGAAAUUCCAACAGUGCCGACAUUCUGCGAUACACCUUCAUAGCAACCAAAGAUGGUGCUUCCCAGAAGAUGACACUCUUCAAAGACGUCACCCAUCCCGACGGCAAGACUACUUCGACAAGUGCUUCGCAGACGCUGAAAACGUCGUCGAUCCGGUACAUCACCGGCUUCCCAACAACGUCCCCUACCUCUGUUGCAGGAGAAAUUGUGGCCGUGGCGCAGAAUGGAGAGUUCGUGUGCCUGUCUGGUGAAACACUGGCAGUUCAAUGGUCGGCCUUGUCGCGAUCAGCUGUCGAAGACGUUGUUGCAGGGAGCGUCAACGACUUUCAAGUGGAGCAUGUGUCGUCCGGAACUCUCUCCGAUUUUAGGGAGGGAAUGUUCAAAAGUCGGCUGGAAGUCUUCAGUGCCCUUCCCAGAGCGCUCGACUCCGACCCAUCUCUUCUUGCCCUGAUAACGACGAGCCACAGUCAGGGCCAGAUGAGUCGUCAUUUCGUUGUUCUGGCAGCCAUGUCCGGAACUUCUACUCCGGCGACAGGCUUGCAGAAGUUGAUUCCGCUCGAAGUCUGUCCUAUCCGGGCCGUUUCGACGGCCAGUGCCGAGGCACCUAGCUACCAGGUAGACAUUCAGUCGGGGCAGCUGCUCGAACUUGCCGCCGGAUUCAUCAACGUCUACGACCUCACCGGAGCGGUUCCCAAGCAAAGAUGUACGGUGCAGGUCGACGAUGCCGACUCCUUCAUCCGUCUCUCCAAGCCUUUCCUCUUGUCGACCUCAUCGCGCUCGUUGGGCUUGUACAACUAUCAGUACCAAUCCGUCCACGCCAAAUCGGCCUUGGACUUUUCCGAGCUGCCCCCAGAGAUUCAAGCGCCGCGAUCCUGCCAACUCAUUACCUACCUUCGCACCCAAGAUCUUGUCGUUGCGUUGGUGGACAAUGCCCUCGUAUCCGUUCACGUUGAGCCGCCGAAAUCGCACGGCAAGAGGCGGAAGGCAGGACUGUUGAUCGAUUCCGUCGGACGUGGCUCGUCGGCAGAGUUUCGGUCGAAGAAGCGGAAGACGGAAGGGUCGACAGAGUUCGCCCAAUACGUUCCCGGCACCAUGACGGAGUCAUACCUGGCCGAGUACCAUGCCGAUGUUGAGACGGCCAACGACAUGCUCGGCAAAAACGAAGUGCCCAAAUGGGAGGCACUCCUCUGCAAAAAGUUUGGCAUGUGCGUCCGCAAAGUGGCCGUGUUGACGAAUGGAACCGCAGAAAGCGUGCAGGCCGUCGAGGAUGCACACGAAGGCGCCGAAUGGGAGUGGCUGACGGAUGCGCCAUAUCCUUGCGUCGACCGUCGCUGGGUCACGUACGCCAUGGGGCAAGUGUUCUCGGUUGAACUGUCGGCUUCCGACAACGAACCUCGGCCUGCGUUGCGUCUCGUGCUUCCCGACAGCAACGUAACGACAUACCUCGUCGUCGCGGGACACGUGACCUUGUCCAACCUGAGGCUCGCCUUUAGAGAGGAGCUGAGCUCGGAGUUGGUGGGCGACAAGGCACUGGCUGGCGACGUCGUCCAGUGCCUCAUUGAGGCUGACCCGUCCAUGACCUUGCUCCUCAAUUACCUGCAAGCCACGAAGCUGGGUGAGGCCGAGUUGCUGCUUGCCAUUCGUCGAAUCAUGCUCAGCAUGGAUCUAAUCCCGGACACCAAGAAGUUCAACAGCAUCAAGGCCUCGACGACGGAAGCAAACGACGGAAACGACAAGUACGAUGUGGACCUCGACGACUUGGAGCGCGAAAUCGCCGUCACGGAGCACUAUCUCGGAGAUGAGUCGAGCAGCCGAUCACGGGGGCUCACUUUGGCCUUUUCCAAACUCUGGCGUCUACCUGCGGUAUCGACGGUCCAGGCGCUGCGGGCGACAAUUCGGACGGAAGACAUCCUAGCCUUCAUCUACUUGCUCCGACUCGAGCUGGUGCGCGGCGCAUGGACAUCCCUCUACAUCGACCCCAGCAGCUUCGAGGUGGAGGGGAGCGAUGCGCCCCCGGAUGGAGUCAUCGCGCUGAUCGCCGACUUGCUUGGACGCUGCUUGGACGCCGUCGGUGCCGGCGGCUGGUUGUUCAACGACGCCAUGUCCUGGGCGGACAAGGCGGAGGCCGGUGACUUCCUGACGGCGCUCAAGCUGGAGGUGACGGCGACGUUGGAGGGCAUCGAAGAAGCCGUGACGCUCAACGGCAUCGUCGGUGAAGCUGUCCGGUUCGGUCUUGCAUCGGAGGAGAGUUCGGCACGGCCGGCGUGGAACACCAACAGGCCCAUUCCGCUGCAGCUGGAGGGGCGGGAAUCUCGGAUGCUGCCCCUUGGCUUGAAGGCAAAGCAGCAACCCGCAAAGCAAAAGGUCGUUUCGGGAGGCGAGAUUGUUCAGCGGAGCAUGCGAGAGAUGGGCCACCUGAUCAGCCAGAAGGUGGAGGCCUACUCGCUCGAGAAGCUUGCGAUUUGA